AUGCCCAGAAUUGCCGAGAAAGUGCCCAGCCCUCUAAAAUGCUUGUAUCGUCGUCCGCAAAAGCUUGGGCUGUCGCAUUGGGCUAUAGGGCCGAUGAUCGCUUUCCUCUGCACCCUUGCUGGAGGAUGCAGCUCUCCAGAGAAGCAUUACCCUCGAGACGACUUUGCACCUUUAUGUCCUUCGGCCAAGUUUCCGGUCGAUAGGUGA
Molecule: messenger RNA, 207 nt
Organism: Colletotrichum paranaense
Lineage: Eukaryota; Fungi; Ascomycota; Sordariomycetes; Glomerellales; Glomerellaceae
Exons: 2
Coding region: 1-207 (68 amino acids)
Source: RefSeq, a predicted model, not a curated record